Molecule: messenger RNA, 933 nt
Organism: Linderina pennispora
Lineage: Eukaryota; Fungi; Kickxellomycota; Kickxellomycetes; Kickxellales; Kickxellaceae
Exons: 1
Biological process (GO): transmembrane transport; monoatomic anion transport
Cellular component (GO): plasma membrane
Molecular function (GO): calcium ion binding; mechanosensitive monoatomic ion channel activity
Source: RefSeq, a predicted model, not a curated record
AUCGAUAUGAACUCGAACCAGUACGCCGGCCGCCUGGCCCGCAAGUUGUUUAGCGCCCUCAACAAUGACCGCGACUACCUGGUGGUCGACGAUUUUCUGCCGUUCUUCGACAAGGAGGAGGACGCCAUCAAGGCGUUCGAGUUCUUUGACAAGGAUGGAAAUGGCGAUAUUAGCAAGCGCGAGAUGCGUGACCGCAUUAUGCUGGUCUACAAGGAGCGCCGGUCCCUGAUUAACGCGCUCAGCGACAUGUCGCAGGUCGUUGGCAAGCUCGAUCUGUUCAUGACUGCCUUUGCCCUGUUGGUUAUUGUCAUCAUUGCCCUACUUGUGUUUGGCCUCGAUGCCCUGAAGAGCCUGGCCACAAUGGGUACUCUGUUUGUCGGCUGGAGCUUUGUGUUUGGCAACACAUUCAAGACUGUAUUCGAGUGUAUCAUCUUCCUGUUCCAGGUGCACGCCUACGACGUCGGCGAUGUCGUCGUGAUUGCGGCCGAGACCAUGACUGUGUCCAAGAUCCGUCUGCUCAGCACCGUCUUCUUCAAGGGCGACGGCACAUACACCGUGUACCCGAACAACCAGCUGGCCACGCAGAAGAUCCAGAACAUGCGCCGCUCGAAGCCCCAGAGCGAGUCGAUCGUGGUUGCCUUUGAUUUCCACACGCCACAGGAGAAGCUCAACGCAUUGCAAGACCGCAUGAACGAGUAUGUCGACGAGCACCCGCGCGACUUCUCUGGCCCCAUCGGCUUCACCCUGGACCUUUUGGAGAACGUCAACCGGAUCCAGCUCGGCAUCGGCCUCAACUACAAGAGCAACUUCCAGGACGGUCGUAGGUUCGGCAUCAAGAACAGCUUCGCCUUUGCCCUGCGCCAGGCCAUUUGCGAUCUCGACCUGCGCUACUCGAAUACCCUCCAGCCUGUUGCCAUGGUGCAGUCGCCACCG